Aspergillus alliaceus is the source of this 2519-nucleotide messenger RNA. Its product is annotated as putative UDP-galactose transporter. NCBI's taxonomy places the organism in Eukaryota, Fungi, Ascomycota, Eurotiomycetes, Eurotiales, Aspergillaceae. Gene Ontology annotation, biological process: pyrimidine nucleotide-sugar transmembrane transport. Gene Ontology annotation, molecular function: UDP-galactose transmembrane transporter activity. The record is from RefSeq and is a predicted model, not a curated record. The transcript has 4 exons. Gene Ontology annotation, cellular component: Golgi membrane. The coding region runs from base 416 to 1810 and encodes 464 amino acids.
GUAACAACAGCUCGUAAGCCCUUUCAGCUCAGAUCCCCUUUCAUCCUCACUUUGUUUCGCUUCUGCGUUUUGUCACUCGCCAACCACCCCCUUACCAACCCCCUCCCCCCCCUUGUUAUUCAUUGUCUGCUAGACAUCGUCACCGCUGGAGUCGAGCUCCACCUCGCCCUGUUUGCGAACGCGCAACGCACCUUAUUUACCUCGGUGGUGUGACAACUCCCCUCCUUAUAACUUGACGCGCACAAGUCGCAUGUAACAUCCUCGGCAAAUAUAAUACGAACUGCCCCUGUCGACCAGCCGAUAGAAUCCUCAGAAAACGGGUCUAUAAUAAUCUGUUACCCGUCCGUGGUGUUAGUGCACCAAGGAACGGACCGAAUCUCACCUGGAAUAUACCGACGGUGUUCAACUUGUCGAUAUGGGAGAAAGCGCACAACGCCCCUCUUCGGGGCCAGCGCCUGGCUGGAAGAACUUUUCAUGGGUUCUGUUAACAGCACAUUACACCACAUUUGUGCUGUUGUUACAUUACUCUCGGGUGAUGCCAUCAACUAAUGGCAAACGAUAUCUCACAUCUACCGCGGUCUUUUUUAACGAGGUUGUCAAACUUGCUAUCUCCCUUACCAUAGCGCUAUACGAAGUUUCUAAAACAGCGCCCCCGUCCGUUCCUGCAACGUCCCUUUUCUUCUCCCUCACGGCUGCUGUUUUCUCUGGUGACAGCUGGAAGCUUGCCAUCCCGGCCAGCCUCUAUACGCUUGCAAACUCGUUACAAUACAUCGCCCUUUCCAAUUUGCAGGCCGCACCUUUCCAGGUGACAUAUCAGUUAAAACUCAUUGCGACUGCUGUUCUUAGUGUGAUUAUAUUGAACAGAAACAUCUCACUGCGCAAGUGGGGUUUGAUGUUACUCCUGCUAGUGGGUGUCGGCCUCGUGCAGAUCCCCAUUAACGGUUCUGGUGAUGUUUCUCUCCAGGACGAGGCCGCCCAUCAUGCCUUUCCGCGAUCGCUGGAAGAAUGGAAAGCUGCUAAGAUAGAUCGGCCAAAUUUGCAUAAACGUUCGGCAACAUAUGAGGGCAUCGAGGAGGACAUGAUGACUGCCUUCCCACGAAUGAAUGCAGUUGUUGGCCUCCUGGCGACGGUUGGCGCGUGUAUUGCAUCUAGCCUUGCCGGGGUGUAUUUUGAAAAGGUACUAAAGGAUAGCGCGAAGUCGACGUCACUUUGGGUCCGCAAUGUGCAAUUGGCCGUAUACUCUAUAUUCCCCGCACUUUUCAUCGGCGUUAUAUUCUUGGACGGCGAAAAGAUUGCUGCCAACGGCUUCUUCGGAGGUUAUAACUGGGCUGUCUGGUCUACGGUAAUUGUGCAAGCAAUUGGAGGAAUUGCAACCUCUUUUUGUAUUGGCCAUGCAUACCGAGAUACGAAGAAUGUCGCUACUGCUACAAGUAUCUUCCUUACCACGCUAGGAAGCAUCUGGCUAUUUGAGUUUGAACUCACUGGUAAUUUUAUCCUUGGGACGUUCUCAGUGCUUGUGGCUACAUAUCUUUGCGAAGAUCCGGGUGGUUCGGCCUCCAGUCCUGUCAAACGCCAGGGGCUCCGUCCGCCACCGAUUCACGUCGACCACUACGAGAAAGAUUCUAAGAGUGAUGACGUCUCGCCUGCUUCACCACCACCAAACGAGUUUUCGAUAAAACUCCCCGGGACACCGUUCCUGUCCGAUGCUGGCCUGUCGACCUCUAGACCCACUUCACCAGGACAUGUUAGGGUCAAUGCUGCCCGGACCGCAAGCGGCGGAUAUUUCGAUAAACAGCUACAUGAUCAGUGAUUUGACGAACGAAUACGAACUCACAUUUGUGGUGUAUAUUACGCUUUGCGUCGGUGUCACGUCCCAUGGAAGUAAAUAAGCAUGGAUAGAAGCGAAGCCUUUCUUGUUUUAUCUUAAACCUUUACAUACUUCUUGUGCAUGUGACUUUUCCUAUCCCUACUAUGUCUCUUCCUUUUGUUUUUCACUUCUUACUUCUCAGCUACUAAACGUCAUGUUCUAUAUCAUAGUAUAUAUUCGAUCGCCCCAGCUAGGCAUUUGGUCGUGUAGCAAUGUAUAAGUGUAUAGGGGAUUCAAGGUUUUAAAAUCUAUGAACAGCUCGGGAGCACCCCUAGCGCAUACUGAUGCUGUAUUCCUAGGCAGUUUCGCACGUGUUUGCCCUCCUUUCUAGGAUAAGUGCAGGUGACCUAUACUUCUGCACAUAGAUCGGUUCAUCUUUUAUUCAUGUCACAUCGUCUUAAGAACUCGUCCCUUUUUACUCCAAUCCUCUUAUCAACAUGGGAAGAAAAGCUUACAUGUCCUUUCCUGCUCCACGUCAUAUGGCUUCAUAUAGACGAACUACUGGUGCCCAGCUUUCAACAACCACCUGGCCAAACGUGAGCGAUGCCCUUGAUAAAAUAUUUGCUGAAGGAUCUCAAAGUUCGUCAAAUUUGGGCAGACUCCGAAGAGAGGAGCAUCAGGUUCAUACCCCUGGACCGGAGGCUUUAUCUCG